Molecule: messenger RNA, 1216 nt
Organism: Anolis carolinensis (green anole)
Lineage: Eukaryota; Metazoa; Chordata; Lepidosauria; Squamata; Anolidae
Product: zonadhesin-like
Exons: 6
Coding region: 98-1114 (338 amino acids)
Cellular component (GO): membrane
Source: RefSeq, a predicted model, not a curated record
AGAAGGGGAAUAAAGUGGUACAUUUUUCAUACAAAUUUUGAAAUGGACCCUCCAUUGACUUCGCAUUUACCCCAAAGAAAGGAAUUUUUGCACUCCCAUGUCGCCCAUCCCAGAUUUUGUUUCCUGCUGCUCACUUUGUUCGUUCUUCUCUCAUUUCAGGGCAAAACAGACCCAUGGUGUUGAAUUAUUGCAAAAAUCCUUUGCCACAAAAUCCGCCCUCCCCAGCUGUGACUUUGACGAUGCCGAGCGCCCUUUCUGUGGCUGGACCCAAUCCGAGGACGGUGGCGGCCAGUGGCUCCGAGGGGAUGGGCCAAGGCCUGGGCAGAGCCCUGGACCUCCAGGAGGGAAGCCUGAACGGAGAGAAUAUUACAUCUACCCAGAAGCGGGGAAAACGGUGCAGCUGCAAAGCCCAGCUCUGGAUCCAGAUGCAGCCGAGAUCUGCGUGGAAUUCCUCUACUACCUGUACAGCUUCAGUGCUGGUGCCCAGUUGGUGGUAAAGGUCCAGGAUGCUUCAGGGAACGUCUCAACGCUGUGGACCAAAGGAGGGAUGCAGAGUUCGUCCUGGUUGCUGGGGACCGUGACCGUACAGAACCCUGUCCGGCGUCCCUUUCAGGUUGUGUUUGCAGCCACCCAGGCUGAGAAGAUGGAAAUCAAUAUGGGGCUGGACUCCAUCUCCAUCAGGGUCGGACCUUGCUCACCCUGUGUGACCGGCUGUGAUUUUGACACUACGGAUGACCUCUGCGGAUGGGAGAACCCGGCUGAAGGGGACAUCCAGUGGGAGCAGUGGCCUGGGGCAGGGGAUGACCCCAACGUGGGACCGGAGGACGACUUCUCCAAACCUGGAUUCGGCUCCUACAUGUUGCUGGAUUCCCUGGACCCAAAAAGCAGCGGGACAGCCCUCCUCAAAAGCCCUCCGUACGAGUCCCCGGGGGGCUGCCUCUCCCUCGACUUCCAUUACACUCUCCAUGGUGUCUCCAGUGAUACAACGCUCAAGGUCUAUGCAGCGGCUGUGGCAGGUAGGCAUGCACACUCUCUGGCCCAGCCAAGCCCAAGGGGCCCUUGUCGGAAUAAUGGUUUAUAUAUUGUGGGAAAUGUUCACUCAUUGUUAAAGUAAGUGUGUGGUGCUUCAGUAAGCAUUCCAGCAGAGAAAUGGUUAAAUGCAUAGAAUUAGAUUGACUGCCUAGUGACAUUAUUUAGCUUCCGUUUAACCUGGUCU